CUGUUUCUCUCCCCGAUCUUGAAUCCACGCCACUCGUUACCGUUAUCGCGCCGGAUUCUACUCGAUGCCUGCGGAGGACGCAGCUACGGCCGGUAUGCACUCUUUGCCUGUCGAGAUCAAGCAGAUGAUCGUGGAGGACUAUGACUUCGGACCGUUGGACCUUUUCAGUCUGUCCCGUGUGGAUCAGACGUUUCGGUCCAUCGCCGGGGAAGACGGUCUCUACGAACGAUGGACCUCUGAUCUGUACAGAUACAAUCCAGAUCUGGGGCGUUCUACACUCUCCCGAAGAGCACUCGUCGUGCUAUCGCUGCGACGAAGAUGUUGUGAUUGUAAUCGAAGAAUGGCAGGCUUGUUGUAUGUUCCAGCCAUGAAGAAGCUCUGUGCUCACUGUAUGGCGGCCAAUGACGCCUACCGGACGAUACCGGUUCACGUGGCGGAGUGGAUAUAUUCUUUCAAGGAGGACGACUGCGACUUGAUUAUCAUGACUACGCGGGUAUCACACCCCAAGAACGGCAGACGCUUCGACGCUGCUGUUAUGUUGGAAGCGGAUGCUCAGUCAAUCGCUCGGGAAAAGCAUGGAGAGGUCGUGUUGGCGGAGAUGCGACGUGCCCUCGAAUCAAUCCUGGCACGCGAAGGACCGGACGAGUCGUCCAAGAGGGUCGUCAACAAAGCGAAUCUACCACCCAAGUUGCAACCAGACAUCGGAAAGGAGUUUCCAGUGCGCUUUCCUAGCCCCAAGCUAGUGGAAGAGAUCCGAUUCUUCUUUGACCGUGAUAUGGAAUACAAAGUGCGAUGGAAUAGCAUAGCACAUCUCGGCUGGCUAAACGUCUAUGAGUCUGGGCGAACCAGCGUUUGGCCAAGAUCCGUGUGUCCGAUCUGUAGGAGGUGGAGGAAACUAUGCCAUGAGAACGGAAAACGAAUAAGCACCAGCGAGGACUCAGGCAAGGAACUUCCCCGCUGGGCGUACGUCACGGACCUAAGAUACGGCUCCGAUGAGGAGGAGGAGCACUUGACCGAUCACGCCAUCCGUGACUCCGCUAUGCACUGCGAUGAACUGUCUUGUCCGAACGCCUGGCUUCCCGGAAAACGUCGUCUGGUCGUAGCAAGCCCCCGAGUUUGCGCGACCUGCCUACACCGUCGCGCCGUGCGCGAUCACAGGGAUAAUCCCGAUGCGUUAGAGCAAGAAGAUACGUCAUACGAAGAUGGCGGUCAUGAGGACUUGCCAAAAGAAGAGCCCGAUACACAUUUGCAGUAA
Molecule: messenger RNA, 1255 nt
Organism: Punctularia strigosozonata HHB-11173 SS5
Lineage: Eukaryota; Fungi; Basidiomycota; Agaricomycetes; Corticiales; Punctulariaceae
Exons: 8
Coding region: 65-1255 (396 amino acids)
Source: RefSeq, a predicted model, not a curated record